Molecule: messenger RNA, 324 nt
Organism: Necator americanus (New World hookworm)
Lineage: Eukaryota; Metazoa; Nematoda; Chromadorea; Rhabditida; Ancylostomatidae
Exons: 6
Coding region: 1-324 (107 amino acids)
Source: RefSeq, a predicted model, not a curated record
AUGGUACAAACCUCAGAUGAUGUGAAACUCGUUCAAUCCGCUGUAAGGAAGAUGUUGCAAUUUAAAAACGAUAUCCUGGGGCUGGACAUCCCGUACACGUUCGCACAGAGAGUGACCAGGGAAAGAAAACAACAAUUUUCCCACUACGAAGAAAAGCGACUGGAAUUGUGGCAAAAUAUAUAUGACUCGGAUACUUUCCCUCUUUUCCAUCUGCGUCGCAUUUGUGGAUUCACUGAACAACUUACUGGUUCAAGGACGAGCACACACGUUAAGAGCGCUGAGAAAAAUCGUGCGGGAACGAGACGCGACGGUGGUCCCGUUUGA